GCGGCAGUGUGCAAUCAAACGAACCGUAUUUUCUUCAUAUUCACUUCGAUCAAUCUCAAGAGGAAUCGAUUUGUAGAAUGCCACAGAGUGGAUCGACGAAAAAGCACGCACCAGAUCAGCUGGAAAUUGGUGGGCCCACUCCAAAAUCGCAGCGCAUCAAAAUGGGUAAAUCUUCGGACGACAAUGAGAAUAAGAACUUGAGUAAGAAACUCAAAGAGCUUGAAAUUAGUGUUCCGAUAGUGUACGGUAACGUUGCAUUUUGGCUUGGUAAGAAGGCGAGCGAGUUUCAGUCACACAAAUGGACGGUUUAUGUCCGCAGUGCGACGAAUGAGGAUCUGAGUAUAGUGAUUGAUCGUGCUGUUUUUCAACUGCAUUCGAGUUUUAAUAAUCCCAUGAGGGUUGUGGAGUCUCCACCUUUUGAGUUAUCGGAGUCUGGAUGGGGUGAAUUUGAAAUUGCCAUUACCCUUCACUUCCACAGCGAUGUUUGUGAUAAGCCAUUACAUUUAUAUCACCAUUUGAAGUUGUACCCAGAGGAUGAAUCUGGUCCCAUGUCCACUAAGAAACCUGUUACUGUGGAAGCAUAUGACGAAAUUGUUUUUACCGAGCCUUCAGAAAGUUUCUUUGCUCGUGUGCAGAAUCACCCAGCGGUUAUCGUUCCUAGACUACCUGCUGGUUUUAGUGUACCUGCUCCUGAGGAAGUGGAUAAAAGGAAGAGAGGUGACACCAAAGACAAUCCCUUGACCCCUUACUUCACAAAUUUCUCUGAGGCAGAUGAAUUAUUAAAGCUUGCUGCAGCUCGUCAGCAGGUGCAAGCUCAUAUUGCUAGACUCAGGAGGCAGUUGACUUUGAUAGAUGGACAGAAUCAGCAGUUGAAAUCUACCUCUGACCUCUGAAUGUACAUUAUAUUUUGCAUUAUUUAUGGAACUUUUUUUUUUUUGGUUAGUAUUUAUGGAACUUUACUCUUUACUGAGAGUUAUUGGCAGAAAUCUUUUUAUUUUAACUGGAUGAAAAUGUUACAAUGCUAUGUAUUUGCUCUAUACAAC
Molecule: messenger RNA, 1043 nt
Organism: Ilex paraguariensis (yerba mate)
Lineage: Eukaryota; Viridiplantae; Streptophyta; Magnoliopsida; Aquifoliales; Aquifoliaceae
Source: the annotation of a GenBank genome assembly